AGUGUGAAGUAAAAUGGCCCCUGUGACCGGUACAGAUUCGGACCGCUGUACGCCUCAGGGUGUGAGCUACAGUACCGUACCGCACAUUGUAAACUCAGACGGUCAGUACCUGUAUUGUAGAACAUGGGAACCCACCCAGAAACUCAGAGCAUUGCCAUUCUUGUCUCACGGACGGGGAAGUCACUGUGGAGUCCUCGGUCCCAUACUGGCGCAGCUUCUCAACAACCAUGGCUUCUUAGUCUUCGGGCAUGACCACGUUGGCCAUGGUCAGAGUGAAGGAGAGAGACUGUGUGUGGAAAAUUUCGACAUCCUCGCGAGAGACAUUCUUCAGCAUGUGGACGUGAUGCGAGCUCGAUACCCGGAUGUACCGAUCUUCCUACUAGGACACUCCAUGGGAGGCUGCGCGGCGACCAUUGCAGCGUGCAAGCGUCCGGGUCAGUUCGCCGGGAUGGUGCUGACUUCACCCGCUAUUGAGAACGCCUACACCCGUUCCUACUUUCUUGUAUGUAGUUAUAUUUCCGUCGUGUUUUCUCUCCAUUUCUUUUUCUUCUUCACUUUCUUCCGGCGGAUGCUGGCGACCCAACGUCUGAUUCCCGAACUCGAUUGUCCAUUUUUGGUGCACGUGCUUCAUGGCGAAGAUGACGAAAUAGCCGACGUGUCCGGAUCGUGGAAACUACAUCACCAGGCCAGGAGCCAGGACAAGGAAAUCAAGAUAUAUCCCAACUGUCGGCAUGUCCUGUUACUGGAGAUUCCUGAAGAUUCAGAAAUGGUCAAACAAGACAUACUGGACUGGUUUUUGACCAGGCUCAACCCGGAAAUGAAGUCGACUUAG
Molecule: messenger RNA, 832 nt
Organism: Branchiostoma floridae (Florida lancelet)
Lineage: Eukaryota; Metazoa; Chordata; Leptocardii; Amphioxiformes; Branchiostomatidae
Product: monoglyceride lipase-like
Exons: 6
Coding region: 14-832 (272 amino acids)
Cellular component (GO): membrane
Molecular function (GO): lipase activity
Source: RefSeq, a predicted model, not a curated record